UACGGAGCUUUUAGGGAGGGGGUGGUGGUGGAUUGUUGUUAUUUUUUCCACCAGCAGUUGUUCAUACCGAGAAUUUUGUCUUCUCCGACAGUCACCAUACAUAGCAAGUUAAAAUGUUUUCCUCAGCUGUAACAGUUGAACAUACCGAUUUUUUUCUCCUCCAGUUGCAUGAUUUACCUAGUUUUUCCCUUCCAUCCCCAGGCUACGUGUGCUUCAUCAUGGUGUUCAACGGUAUCUCGUUCUUCAUCAUCCUCACCUGUUACCUGGUCAUGUACAUCAGCAUCCGGGACUCUCAGGCCUGGAACUCCAACGACACACGUGUAGCCAAAAGGAUGGCUUUGCUCGUGUUCACAGAUUUCCUGUGUUGGGCCCCAAUCGCCUUCCUGUCGCUUGCAGCAGCCUUCGGCAAGAAUCUCAUACAUCUGAACGAGGCGAAGGUGAGGGGCGGGCAAUGAACAAAACAGUUAAAC
Messenger RNA from Aplysia californica (California sea hare), 470 nucleotides. Its product is annotated as follicle-stimulating hormone receptor-like. Gene Ontology annotation, biological process: G protein-coupled receptor signaling pathway. The coding region runs from base 114 to 455 and encodes 113 amino acids. Gene Ontology annotation, molecular function: G protein-coupled receptor activity. NCBI's taxonomy places the organism in Eukaryota, Metazoa, Mollusca, Gastropoda, Aplysiida, Aplysiidae. The record is from RefSeq and is a predicted model, not a curated record. Gene Ontology annotation, cellular component: membrane. The transcript is spliced from 2 exons.